Messenger RNA from Ostrea edulis (European flat oyster), 5579 nucleotides. Its product is annotated as splicing factor 3B subunit 1-like. Gene Ontology annotation, cellular component: U2-type prespliceosome; catalytic step 2 spliceosome; U2 snRNP. NCBI's taxonomy places the organism in Eukaryota, Metazoa, Mollusca, Bivalvia, Ostreida, Ostreidae. The transcript is spliced from 19 exons. Gene Ontology annotation, biological process: spliceosomal complex assembly. Gene Ontology annotation, molecular function: mRNA binding. The record is from RefSeq and is a predicted model, not a curated record. Bases 1130 to 4678 code for a protein of 1182 amino acids.
GCAACGAAGUUGAACUCGUUUUUAUUUUUAUAAAGAAAAUAACUGCAUAUCAGCUGAAUUUGAUGUAGAGAAUUAAGACAAAGAUAUGUGACAUUUGUAGUCUUAUUUAAUGCUUGAAGAUGAAUUGUUGGGUUAAUCUGUUUUAAGUGGUACACAGAUUAUUUUUCCAUUAGAAUGUUACAUGACGUUUUUAGUCAUGCUGUCUUGCAAUAAAUGUUACAGUAAGAUGUGUUGACACGAGAAGCUAAGCGGGAAUGCACUAGUAUAGGAUCUUUUGAUUUAUUUGAAAAAAGGACAAGUUUAUGUUGUGUAUAAGAAGACACCUUAGUUAUGGAUGUGCAAAGUAUUACCAUUGAUAUAUAUAGUAUAUGUCUUUUUCAUCUUUUAUUUUGAAUAGCCCAAUUUAUUUUUCAUUGAAGUUGAUAUUUCGAUUAUACUUUUCCAUUUUGAAUUGUUGAGAAUUUAAAAGAAGAUACGCGGAUGAGAGAUUGAGGGUGUUGUGUCUGAAUUCAUGUGAAGUGUAUCGGUGUAACCUUGUUUGUGAAGUAAUGGUUAGGAGAGGCUUUUUACACAGCUUCUGUAAAGUGUGCACAUGCUUUGAAUGCAAUCAUAUCCAUUGGUCACAUAGAAAAAAAUCAGUUUGUGUUUUUGCAAAUGCUCAGUUAUUUAGGACAAGAGCAAGACAUGUUUAUUCUGAAUAAACCAAUUGUAAAACUAUGUGAUUUGGAUUCCCUUCCACAAACUCGAGACUAAUCGCAGUUAUCUUUCCUUUGACAGCUCCUCAGGAGAUUUGAGCAGAUAAUGUUGACGUCUAAGAGUUAGAGAGGUUUACAUACUGUUUACAUAACUCUGCAGUCAGAGUGAUUGUAUAAAGAAAAUGUUUUUGAAACAAAAUGCUUAAAAACAAUUUAUGUAUUCAUGAUCUUUUUUAAAGUCAUUUUUCAAUGGUAAUUUGAAUUUUUUUUGGAUGAACUUGGAGCAUAUUAUGUAGGUUGAUGUAUUGACAGACUAAUAUGAAUGGACAACUAAUUUUAGGCCAUGCUUAUUUCCAUUGACUGGAGAUGCUGUGUGUGGGGUCCAGUAGCGUGGGAAGACUCCGGAUGUUAAUGAUAGAACAUUUGCCAAGCUCAUGAUGAGCUCAGCUUUGGACAGAGAAAAGGAUUCCUAUGAAAAGCAAUUGAAAGAAAAAGCCAAAGCGGGUGAACUGCGUGUAGUGAAUGGCAGUGACUCGCAGAAACAAGCAGCAGCCGCUGCUGCAGAGAAAAAGAAGCGGCGCUGGGACCAGGCUACGGACGACUCGAGUGCCAAGAAAGCCAAGACUACUUGGGACGCUGCAGAAACGCCAUCAAACACCCGCUGGGACGAAACGCCAGGACGCAAGACUGGAGCAGAGACUCCAGGUGCCACCCCUGGACAGAGUACCAGGAUGUGGGAUGCAACCCCUGGACACCUCACCCCAGGGGCCACCACCCCGGGGAGAGAUGCCACACCAGGUCAUCAGAACACACCCAGUGCGCGGAGAAAUCGCUGGGAUGAAACACCUAGAACUGAGAGGGAAACUCCAGGGCAUGGUAGUGGCUGGGCAGAGACCCCCAAAACUGACAGAGGAGGUGAUCUAAUUCAGGACACCCCCACCCCAGGGGCUAGCAAGAGACGGUCCCGAUGGGAUGAGACCCCUGGGGCCCACACUCCAUCAAUGACCCCCAGUGCUAUGACACCUAGCAUGACUCCAGGUAAUCAAACCCCAGGUGGGUCUACACCCAGUGGCUUUACCCCAGGAGGUUCAACUCCGAGUGGGUUUACACCGGGUGGGAUCACCCCCAGCGGUACAACACCAACUGGACCCAAAGCUAUGGCAAUGGCGACGCCCACACCCGGUCACCUGAUGUCUAUGACACCAGAACAGCUACAGGCGUACACAUGGCAGAGGGAAAUUGACGAGAGAAAUCGACCCCUGUCGGAUGACGAACUGGACUCUUUAUUCCCUCCUGGUUACAAGGUUCUACAACCCCCAGCAGGGUAUAUUCCCAUAAGGACCCCUGCAAGGAAGCUGAUUGCCACACCCACACCUAUGGCUGGUACCCCUGUGGGCUUCAAAAUGCAGACCCCUGAUUCAAAGACCCAGAUCGUGGACAUGCAGCCCAAGGGAAACCUGCCCAUGAUGAAACCCGAUGACAUGCAGUACUUUGACAAACUUCUGGUCGAAGUAGACGAAGAAACUCUAUCCCCAGAGGAACAGAAAGAAAGAAAAAUCAUGAAAUUACUUCUGAAAAUCAAGAAUGGAACACCACCUAUGAGGAAGGCAGCUCUCCGACAGAUUACGGAUAAGGCCCGAGAAUUUGGAGCAGGUCCACUGUUCAAUCAGAUCCUGCCCCUUCUUAUGUCCCCCACUUUGGAAGACCAGGAACGACAUUUGCUGGUCAAGGUCAUUGACCGAAUUCUGUACAAACUGGACGACCUUGUUCGGCCGUACGUCCACAAGAUCUUGGUGGUGAUUGAACCUCUGCUGAUCGAUGAAGAUUAUUAUGCCAGAGUGGAAGGUCGAGAAAUCAUCUCUAACCUGGCCAAAGCUGCUGGUCUGGCCACUAUGAUCUCCACAAUGAGACCAGACAUCGACAACAUGGAUGAAUACGUGCGUAACACCACAGCCAGGGCCUUCGCUGUUGUAGCCUCUGCCCUGGGAAUUCCAUCACUACUGCCAUUUUUGAAAGCUGUGUGUAAGAGCAAAAAGUCUUGGCAGGCGAGACACACAGGAAUUAAGAUUGUACAACAGAUUGCCAUCCUCAUGGGAUGUGCUAUCCUGCCACAUUUGAAGAACCUCGUUGAGAUCAUUGAACAUGGACUGGUGGACGAGCAGCAGAAGGUCCGCACCAUCACGGCCCUGGCCCUGGCUGCACUGGCUGAGGCCGCCACACCCUAUGGUAUUGAGUCCUUUGACAGCGUCCUCAAACCUCUUUGGAAGGGUAUCAGGCAACACAGAGGGAAGGGUUUAGCGGCGUUCCUGAAGGCCAUCGGUUACCUGAUCCCAUUGAUGGAUGCUGAAUAUGCCAACUACUACACCAGAGAAGUCAUGCUCAUCUUAAAGAGAGAGUUCCAGUCUCCUGACGAGGAAAUGAAGAAAAUCGUCUUAAAGGUGGUGAAGCAGUGCUGUGCAACAGAUGGUGUGGCACCUCAGUAUAUCAAGGAUGAAAUCCUGCCUCCGUUCUUCAAACAUUUUUGGAAUCAGAGAAUGGCUUUGGACAGACGAAAUUAUAGACAGCUGGUGGACACCACAGUAGAGAUUGCCAAUAAAGUUGGAGCCGCUGAGAUCAUCCAGAGAAUCGUAGAUGAUUUGAAGGAUGAAGCUGAACAGUACAGGAAGAUGGUCAUGGAGACCAUUGAGAAGAUCAUGGGGAAUCUCGGAGCAGCCGACAUUGACUCUCGUCUGGAGGAACAGCUUAUUGAUGGUAUCCUGUAUGCCUUCCAGGAACAGACCACAGAGGAUGUGGUGAUGUUGAAUGGCUUUGGUACGGUGGUGAAUGCUCUGGGUAAGCGCGUGAAGCCUUACCUCCCUCAGAUCUGUGGUACCAUUCUGUGGCGUCUCAACAACAAGUCUGCCAAAGUACGUCAACAGGCAGCUGAUCUCAUCUCCAGAAUCGCAAUCGUCAUGAAAACCUGCCAGGAGGAGCGGUUGAUGGGACACUUGGGGGUGGUGCUGUACGAGUACCUGGGAGAGGAAUACCCAGAGGUAUUGGGAAGUAUCCUAGGUGCUCUUAAGGCCAUUGUUAAUGUCAUCGGAAUGACCAAGAUGACUCCUCCUAUUAAAGACCUUCUGCCACGUCUCACUCCAAUCCUCAAAAACAGACAUGAGAAGGUGCAGGAGAACUGUAUUGAUCUGGUGGGAAGGAUUGCUGACCGGGGGGCAGAGUACGUCUCGGCCAGGGAGUGGAUGAGGAUCUGCUUUGAGUUACUGGAGCUUCUGAAGGCUCACAAGAAGGCUAUCCGCAGGGCCACCGUCAAUACAUUCGGUUACAUUGCCAAAGCUAUUGGUCCACACGAUGUGUUAGCCACAUUACUAAACAACCUGAAAGUUCAAGAGAGACAGAACAGAGUGUGUACAACAGUUGCCAUAGCAAUUGUUGCAGAGACAUGUUCCCCUUUUACUGUGCUCCCCGCGCUUAUGAAUGAAUACAGAGUGCCCGAGCUGAAUGUGCAGAACGGGGUGUUGAAAUCUCUAUCCUUCAUGUUCGAGUACAUCGGGGAGAUGGGCAAGGAUUACAUCUACGCUGUGGCUCCACUCCUGGAGGAUGCUUUGAUGGACAGAGAUCUAGUGCACAGGCAGACGUCUAUGGCAGCGAUACAACACAUUGCCCUGGGGGUAUUUGGCUUUGGAUGUGAAGAUGCUCUCACCCAUCUGUUGAAUUAUGUGUGGCCAAACAUUUUUGAGACCUCCCCUCAUGUUGUUCAGGCGUUUAUGGGAUCUAUUGAGGGGAUGCGUGUUGGCAUUGGUCCAGCCAAAAUUCUACAAUACGCCCUACAGGGUCUGUUCCAUCCAGCCCGAAAAGUCCGCGACGUUUAUUGGAAGGUGUACAACACGGUGUACAUUGGUGCUCAGGACGGCAUGAUCCCUGCCUAUCCCAGAGUUCCAAACGACCACAAAAAUAACUACGUCAGAUACGAACUGGACUAUCUGCUAUAACAGACGAUGACAGUUUUCUUUGUUUGUGUUUUAAUACUAUCAUCUUCAAAUGAACUGGAGAUUCAGUAAGACCUUGGAGUUCAGAGAGAGUACAGACGCCCGGACUUCAAAGAGAAAUUACCAGAGGAAUUUCUUUGUUUUUUAAACUAUUCAUUACAUGCUCAUUUUAUUGUGUGUUUACAUCAUGCAUCUCUUUAAUGUUUGAACUUUAUGUUGUGGUAAUGAACAAUGUGUUAGGUGUAUUAGAAAUUGUUUGGGGGGUUGGGGGGGUUGGAGGAAAUAAGAGUUGGAGGACUAGGUCCCUUCCUUAAGUUUUAAAAAAAUAGUGGUUUAUUUGUAUCAAGAAGCCAACAAUGGCAGUUCAUAUUGUAAUGAAAUUCACAUGCAAUGUUUGUUUCAUAUAGGAAAAGAGAUUGUCCUCUUCUUUCCCAUUUCAUCAGGAAAACAUUCAUACAUACAUGUCCAAUUAAAACUGUAUGACCCACCCCAUUUGACACAAUAAAAAUCUUGUGUAUGUCAAAACUAGGCAUACAUGUGUUUAAAUUAUUCAAUUUAUAACCACUGUGGUGAGAAAGUAUUAAAUGGUAAGAAAUUGUGCAUUUUGUCACAACAAUGAGAUGCUGUUGUUGACAUUGAUGAACAGUUUAACGAAGUCAACACAUUUGUAUUUUGCCGAAAUCGUUUGCCUAUGAAGAAUUGAAAGCCCACAAGUCCAAACCAAAUGCAUGUUCUUUUUCUCUUCAGUUUUCUAACACAUUGUGCUGCCUUUAUUGAGUCCCCCAACAAUUUCAUUUUCCUUCCUAUUGGCAAUAGAAAAAAAAUCUAUGGAUCGUACAGCUUUAUAACUCAGAUUUUGAUCAGUCAAUUAUGAAAUGAUACUUGUAAUAAAUGUGAUAAUAUC